Chrysoperla carnea is the source of this 1036-nucleotide messenger RNA. RefSeq names its product estradiol 17-beta-dehydrogenase 8. Gene Ontology annotation, molecular function: oxidoreductase activity, acting on the CH-OH group of donors, NAD or NADP as acceptor. The transcript is spliced from 4 exons. Lineage: Eukaryota; Metazoa; Arthropoda; Insecta; Neuroptera; Chrysopidae. The record is from RefSeq and is a predicted model, not a curated record. Bases 233 to 982 code for a protein of 249 amino acids.
AUUUAUCCUUGAAUGGAGGAAGAGUAAACUGUGUGGUUUUUAAUCUAUUAUUUAUUUUUAAUUUUAAAUUUUUGUUUACAAACACGAUCUAUGUGAGUGAUAAAAAUUGAUAUUUUUUAAGGAGUGCAAAGUUUAAUGAUUUCAAAUGUUUUGCAUACAAUAAAUUUGUAAUUUGGUUUACAAGUGUUCUUUUUUUUUUGUUUUGUUUGUUCUUUUGUUUUUGCUUAACACAAUGCCUGCUUUGUUAGGAAAACUUGUUUUAGUCACUGGAGCUGGAUCAGGAAUUGGUCGGGCAGCAUGUCAACUAUUCUCCAAAGAAGGGGCAAAAGUGAUUGCCGCAGAUAUCGAUUUAAAUCGUGCACAAAACACCGUGGCAUUAUUAAAUGAUAUUGAUGAACAUUUACCAUUACAAGUUGACGUUACAAAUCUACAAAAUGUAGGUCUGUCGUUAAAAAAGAUCAUGAAAAGAUUUAGUAAUCCACCAACAGUGGUUGUCAACUCAGCUGGGAUAACACGGGAUAAUUUUUUAUUAAAAAUGUCUGAAGAGGAUUUUAAUGCUGUUAUUAAUACGAAUUUAAAUGGAACUUUUAAUAUAAUGCAAACAUUUGGUAACGCUCUGGCGAAUAUGGAUCCAUCCCCAGGCGGUUCGUUUAUAAAUAUUGCAAGUAUUGCUGGAAAAAUUGCUAAUAUUGGACAAAGUAAUUAUAAUGCUAGUAAAGUAGGCGUAGAAGCAUUAACCAAAACUGCAGCUAAAGAAUGGGGAAAAUUUAAUAUUCGAUGUAAUGUACUUUUGCCGGGUUUUAUUCGAACCCCAAUGGUUGAAACAGUUCCAGAUAAAGUGAUUGAGGGUAUUUUACGGCAAGUUCCAUUACGACGAAUGGGAAAACCUUCAGAAAUUGCCGAAGUGAUAGUAUUUUUAGCAUCUGAUAAAAGUUCUUAUGUAAAUGGAGCUACAAUUGAAAUAACUGGAGGUUUCUUUUAAAUAGGUUAAAGAAUAAAAUAUGUAAUAAAUAAUCAAAAGUGUAAAUUUUUUUAU